This is a messenger RNA of Anopheles darlingi, 2345 nucleotides long. Its product is annotated as sodium/potassium/calcium exchanger 3-like. The transcript has 6 exons. The record is from RefSeq and is a predicted model, not a curated record. Gene Ontology annotation, molecular function: calcium, potassium:sodium antiporter activity; calcium channel activity. Bases 203 to 1945 code for a protein of 580 amino acids. Gene Ontology annotation, biological process: intracellular calcium ion homeostasis; calcium ion transmembrane transport. Lineage: Eukaryota; Metazoa; Arthropoda; Insecta; Diptera; Culicidae. Gene Ontology annotation, cellular component: membrane.
AGAUGGACUUUCUUUGCCUCUGGGGACUGAACUGGAAGCUGCGUGCACUCGAUUUUGACUGCUGUACCGUUAUCGGAUCUAUCACUGCAGAUCGAAGGCAACGGAGAGUGUGUGUGCUGGUGCGUGUGUGUGUGUGUGUGUGUUUUGCGCGUUCCAAGAACAUUUUUCCCAAGAACCAGCGGCCAACCAGUGAGUACGUGAGAUGGUAAAACCUGGGACUAAAACCGCAAACGAUCAGUCGUCAUCGUUCGGUAUCCGCAAUCGCAAAGUGCGCAUAGCGUUUGUGCUGCGAGUGCUGUUUGUGCUGUGUUUAGGAUCGUUGCAUGUAGUUAACCUAGCCCUUGGUCCAGUCUUGGAUAAAGAUUUCCAUGGCUCCGUACGCCAGCCCGUGAGUCACGGCGGUGCAGCUCGCCGUUUGCUUACCAUUCCCCAGAGUGAAGUAGAGCUGUUGGAUCUGCUGAAUCAGACUGUACCGCCGGACGCACUCUACGGUACGACAGCAGUGCCCGGUGGUGGUGGUGGUGGUGGUGAUAACGUGACCGAACCGGAACCACAUGAGCGCAACUGCACACCGGCGGCCAUUUUUGAAUUUCCCUCGGAUGGAUUUACGCGCGAGGACCGGCGGCAUGGCUGGAUACUGGUGCACGUGGUGGUCGCCUGUUACUGCUUCUGGCUGCUGGCGAUCGUGUGCGAUGAUUACUUUGUGCCCGCGAUUGAGCUGAUGUGCAAAAAGCUGCAGGUUAAGGAAGAUGUUGCUGGAGCUACCUUCAUGGCAGCUGCCUCCUCCAGCCCAGAACUGUUUAUCAACUGUGUCGGGACGUUCGUCACGAAGGGUGAUCUCGGUGUAGGGGCUGUCGUUGGAUCGGCCGUGUUUAACAUUCUGGCCGUACCGGCCGUAUGUGGGUUGCUGGGUGGACAGGUUGUUCAGCUGAGAUGGUGGCCAGUUACGCGGGAUUCCAUGAUGUACGGUAUGGCGGUUAUUGGGUUGAUAGCGGUGCUAUACGACGAUCGUGUCAUGUGGUACGAGGCGACCGUUCUCGUAUCUGCCUACGUACUAUACAUUGCAGCCAUGUACUGCAACGAUCCAAUUAAUCGGUUUAUGUCGAAAACGUUCCGUCGGAAGUCUUACGUUCGUCCGUACACGGAAGUGACCGAAAUAUCGCCCUUACUGUCGAAUGGCGCGAAUGGCAAAACGGGUGAAACGAACAAGAACGGGUCCAACGCACAGCACGCCUGUGAUAGCGAUGCCAGUGAUGACAGCUUCGAGGACUACGUUCGCCUGCUGGACGCACUCUUUCCUCUGCCACCAGAGCUUGCCACCUCGCCGUGGAAUCACCGGGACGACAAUCUGAUGGCGUUCAUCUGCCGCUGGCCAAUAACGUUCAUCCUUUGGGUGACAAUCCCCGACUGUCGUCGUUAUCCACGGCUUCGGUUGGUAACGUUUUUCGCUUGCAUCUUCUGGAUCGGUAUCACAUCCUACUUCGUCGCAUUUCUUAUCACGGUCGUCGGUGACACGAUCGACAUCCCGGACUCGGUGAUGGGACUAACGUUCCUGGCGGCCGGAACCAGCGUACCGGAGGCCGUGUCGAGCAUCAUCGUCACCAAUCAGGGCCAUGGUGAGAUGGGCAUCAGCAACUCGAUCGGCUCGAACACGUUCGACAUUCUGCUCUGCCUGGGAUUACCGUGGCUAAUCAAGUCGCUCGCCUUCCCGGCCGUUCCCGGGGAACGCUGGGUAUCGCUGAACUCUUCUGGCUUGACGUACUCCGCCAUCUCGCUGCUGUCCACACUGUGCGGGUUGUAUAUGGCGUUUUGGUUCAACCGCUUCAAGCUGGACUGGAAGGUGGGCCUUACCUGCCUUUCGAUGUACAUCGGCUUCCUGACCGUCUCCAGUUUGAUCGAGCUAAAUGUAUUUUUCCCAGUGAAUGUUCCUACCUGUCCGCACUGAUAUCGCGGCUCGGGAGCAUCGAAGGAUUAGUUCCUAUGUAUAGUGUGUGUUUCCGUAAUGUAAGAAAAGCUAAGGACAGUAAAAGACUAUGACUCUCAGAUGAUCCGUCUACGAUCGCUUAAGAGAUUCAUUGAUACCACCAUCAGCCUUAUCGGAGGUCAAGGAUUAAGAUUCGUUUUAAUUGUUGAGAUUGUUUAAGACUCUAUUCGAUUGCAGCAUUAUGUAGUUAAAGCCACUCAUAUCGAGGUAUACUCUGAUUGCCGACGAAACAAUAGGCCCGGGAUUUGACUGUAAUAAAUCCAACUGAUAAUCUAACCGAUACGCUUUCGUGACACGUCAUUGAUGAAGUCCAAUGAACCAGGAUUUAGCAUGAUGCAUUGAAACAGUUCAGAUUGUGUUU